AUGGACUUAUACACAAGACCGUCAAUAUUUCGAAGUCUUAAAAUUCUUCAGCUUUUACUUGCUUUAGCUUGUUUAAGCCUUGAGAUAACUCAAAUUGUUGAAUUUUCGAAAUCCGAUCCAAAAGUAUCGGAUUAUUUCGAUUCUCGAUAUAGGAGUUCAGAAGGUUACGGCGUCAAAAUUUUCUUUUACUGUGUCAUCAUAAUCACAAUAAUAGGAAUUGGUGA
Acaulospora morrowiae is the source of this 224-nucleotide messenger RNA. The record is from the annotation of a GenBank genome assembly. Lineage: Eukaryota; Fungi; Glomeromycota; Glomeromycetes; Diversisporales; Acaulosporaceae.